Molecule: messenger RNA, 1090 nt
Organism: Momordica charantia (bitter melon)
Lineage: Eukaryota; Viridiplantae; Streptophyta; Magnoliopsida; Cucurbitales; Cucurbitaceae
Source: RefSeq, a predicted model, not a curated record
UGAGAAUCAAAAUUGUGAAUACUAGAGAUCAGAUGUUUUUGGGGUUGGCAUUUUGUCUUCACUCCUCCAUUAUGCCAAUAGCCCAUUCCCUUUCAUUUUAACCUUUUCCUCCAUUUCCUAUCCCUUUCAAACUCCACCUCCUAUCUUAAAUCUCUCAAACUGUUCCCAUGGCUGCCCAGCUGCUUCCUCUCCAACCCUUCAAUCAGAUCCUCGAUCGACAACCGUAACUCGAUCGACGAUGUGGAACCCUAACCAACCCCACCAAGACGACGAUGACGAUUCGUGGGAGAUUAGGGCUUUUGCAGAAGAUACGGGAAACAUUAUGGGCACGACCUGGCCCCCUAGGUUUUAUACCUGUACGUUUUGCAGACGCGAAUUCAGGUCUGCUCAAGCUCUAGGCGGUCACAUGAAUGUUCACCGUCGCGACCGUGCACGUUUCCACCACCAAACUCAACCCAAUUCAAUCCAACCCAUCUCAUCUCCUUCAUCGUCUUCUUUCGCUGUCCCCACUGCUGAAGACAUCUACGGCGGUGGCGGUGGGGGCUUUUGUUUCUUCUACCAAUUACCGAACGACAAUGGCGGUUUCCUCAACCCGAUCACUUCAGGUGCAUGUCUCCGCUCACCAUAUCCGUCCAACAGCUCUUCCUUGCCAUCCGCAAAGUCACCGGAGGAGCUCCGAGGAACAUCGAGCGCGUCCUCAUCCCACUGCAGUCAUAUCUCUAGCAAAGGAGAUCAUGAAUCCUUAAUAUCAAUUGAUGAUGGAGAUGAUCCGAAGCUUGAUCUAGAGCUGCGACUUGGGCACAGGCCAUCUCCAUCUUGAAAAACAGUACAACAAGAAGAAAGAGAGAGAUUUCAGAUUAUUGUUCAUGAAGAAGAAGACACGUAAUAAAAACUUUGCCCCCAGAAAGUAUUCUUAUGAUCAAGAACAACAAAUUAAUGGUAAGAAAGAGAGAUGAGAGAGAAAGCUAUAAGGAAAAGUGUGUAAUUAGGGUUUUAAGGGAAGCUAAGGACAAAGCAAAACGAUAGCAAAGCAGUGUAAUGUCGUUUUCUUUUGCAUACAUUUCUGAGUAAUUAAUGAAAGCCUUUUGUC